Penicillium coprophilum is the source of this 2004-nucleotide messenger RNA. RefSeq lists its product as uncharacterized. Gene Ontology annotation, biological process: guanosine tetraphosphate metabolic process. The transcript has a single exon. Lineage: Eukaryota; Fungi; Ascomycota; Eurotiomycetes; Eurotiales; Aspergillaceae. The coding region runs from base 1 to 2004 and encodes 667 amino acids. The record is from RefSeq and is a predicted model, not a curated record.
AUGGAUUAUACUAUGGAGGAUACUCAAGAUACAAUCGACGACUUGGAAUGGCUUCGUAGAGCAUUCAGCGCCAGGACAGACACUAUGACACUUUUUACGACCGAGGUCCAAAAAAUCUGUUCUGCGGCCCUCGAUGCGUCAAAUAUCCGCCACGCUCCGAUCACGUCGAGGGUCAAGUCAUGGGAGUCCGCCCAUGGUAGCCUUUUGCGCAGACAGCACGAAAGAAUUCUAAUCCAGCGCUUAAAAUCUCUCGUGGAAUCUAAAGGUCGAAGGUGGGAAGAGUAUGCACGCGAAACAGGGCUCAGUUUGAAUAGUCAAGACACAAAGCUUCCCGAUGGUUCAGAAGACAUGCUCGCCACUUUACAUGACUUCAGCGGCGUUCGAAUAUCACUUUAUUUUCCAGGAGACCUUGAGAAAGUUGCUGCUGUUCUGGAACAGCGGUUUGAUAUCGUUCGUCGAACAGACAAAGGUCAUAGGUCUGGAAUUGAUGUUCAGAGCCUGGAAGAACGCUUUCGCUCACUCGAGGAUCCUAAAAACACCAAUCAGUCUACACUACAUUCAAAGAGGCCUCAACAAUCAAUACGAACCUUUACUGGAUACAAGGCAACCCAUUUUGUAGUAAGAUUGCGAGAUGAAUAUCUUGCCGACAUAAACAAGUUUGGUUGGAUGGACGUUGUCGGUGAGAUUCAGGUUGGAACGCUGGUCAUGCAUGUAUGGUCUGAGAUCGAGCACGACAUGAUUUACAAACCACUUGAUUCUCAGGGCGCAGAAGUGUCGGAAGACGAGAAACGCAUAUUAGAUGUCAUCAACGGUAUCGUUCUGACAGGCGAGGCCGCGCUACGACAACUCGAGGUUAGCACGGCUAAGCGUCUCAACAAACGAGCAGAAGAUGACGAAAUCAUGGCGAGCAGUCACUACGAGCUCGCGACCUGGGUUGAGAAGUAUUUUGAAACCCCUGGAAAAUCCCUCGAAGGUGUGGGAUCAGAAUGGGGACCAUUAGAAAAGGUGUUUACCAUUUUGAAGGCGGCGGGUAGACGCAAACACAUUGAAGUCACACAGUUGAUUGACUAUGCGGCUCGAAAAACGUCAAGCCGCCGUCAACUACCAGAAGAGAUGAUUUGGGGAUUGUGCGAAAUACAAGCUGUCGACUCGAAGUGGGAUAAACCAAAUACAUCCACCAGCCCCGCUAGCAUCGCCAAAGAGGCUCGCCUCUGUGCGCUGCACCUGGUGCAUAGUAUCAAUCUCGCGAUGUACCUUGAUGUUGUUGAAGAAUUUCUUGGCUUGGCCCCGUUACCAUGUCAGGUGUCUUUUUCAUCAUUCCUCGACAUUCUACACCCAGGCCAACCCCAGUACAGUAGUAUUGGAACUGCUUUUAAUAUCAUCAAAUGCUGCAGGGCAGUCAUUGACUAUCAGUUCAGUUCUACGCUGGCUAAAGUAGCCACACAACUGCCGACAAUUAACGAGGUAGGAAGCUUUACUGAGUCAGGCGUUCCUCGUACACCCCCAGUUCCAGGCAUUCUCACCCGCCUGUUCCCUGUUGAGCAGGAUGCGGAGGAGGGAAAGAAGCUCGACGAUACAGGUGAACUGUAUCAUGUGCUUGACUUGAUUGAUUUAUACGUAUCCUCUGAGGGCCAGAGUGAUAAAGCUGUCAUAUGGGAUCUUCUCACUGCACAACCGUUGAAUGCGGAGAGCAAAAAUCAGAACAGGGAUCGCUUUUUCGUCCCCGCUCAAAACCCCGGGGACAUGCCAUUUGGUCGUUGGAGGCUGGCCCACACUGUGCAGGUGAAUAUUGAGAAGAUAAAUUCGAACGACGUCUCGCAAGAAACCGAUCCGAACCAGAUGAGAUUGAAGACUCCAGAUGGUGUGCUCAGACUUGCAUAUCACCUAUACCCAAGGGAACAAUGGGAAGAUGUGGGCAAGGCGUUGUAUGUGAUCAAGGGGUUGAGACAUAUUUCACGGAAAAGACUUCGACAAGAGAAUGAUCAACUUGCUGUCACUCAGUAG